Messenger RNA from Gastrolobium bilobum, 1179 nucleotides. RefSeq lists its product as uncharacterized. Gene Ontology annotation, molecular function: catalytic activity. NCBI's taxonomy places the organism in Eukaryota, Viridiplantae, Streptophyta, Magnoliopsida, Fabales, Fabaceae. The transcript has a single exon. The coding region runs from base 1 to 1179 and encodes 392 amino acids. The record is from RefSeq and is a predicted model, not a curated record.
AUGAAUUUUCUAGUUUGGAAUUGUAGAGGAGCUGUCAAGAAGCGGCUUAAAGGUAUUCUUUCAUCCUUUGUCACGAAAAAUAAUAUUGAUUUGGUGGUUUUGCUCGAACCUAGGGUUAGUGGAGCUAAGGCUCUGAAGAUCAUCCGAGUUCUGGGUUUCUCUAAUUACUGCAUUGAAGAGGCUCGAGGCUUUUCUGGGGGAAUCUGGCUUCUCUGGAACACUCCCAAUUUCUCUGUUGAUCUUGUGAAUAAAAGCCAUCAGCUGGUUCAUGUGAGAAUUAAAAGGAACCAGAAUGAUCAUUUCAUCUUUACGGCUAUCUAUGCCAGCCCGAAUGGUGAUAAAAGAAAACUUUUGUGGGAAGAACUUCGAAGUUUUGCUCACCAGAAUGCAAAGCCGUGGCUUGUAGCUGGGGAUCUUAAUGAAAUUACUUCUGCCAAUGAGAAAAGGGGAGGUGCCCCCAUUGAUGUGAACAGAUGUAAAGAGUUUGGGGUUGUUAUUGAGGACUGCAAGCUGCUAGACAUGGGUUUCUCUGGUUCAAGAUUCACUUGGAAAGGCCCGAAAUUCACCCACCUUGAUAGGAUUUUUAAACGUCUGGAUCGGGCUUUAGUCAAUGCAAGUUGGAGAGCUAAAUUUCAUGAGGCUAGAGUUAGGGUGCUGCCUAGAAUCUAUUCGGAUCAUAAUCCCCUUCUAAUUGCUCUGGAAGCUGACCCCAGAGGGUGGGAGGAAAGACCAUUUCGAAUCUUCCCUACCUGGAUGGAUCAUCCCCAUUUCAACCAGCUGAUGGUCGAGAACUGGAAGCUGAAUGAUGACACUAGUGUUAAUCUGGAGUGCCUUGUUCCGAUUCUGAAGACCUGGAACAACAAUACCUUUGGGAAUAUUUUCAGGAGGAAGAAUAUUAUUCUUAGAAGAAUUGAAGGGAUUCAGAGGAGGCUGGACUUUGGCCCUAACUACUUCUUGGAGAAAAAAAAGGAGGAGCUCAGGGGUGAGUUGGAGGAGACUUUAGUCCAGGAAGAAAAAUUGUGGUAUCACAAAUUCAGAACUGAGUGGAUCAGGGAUGGGGACCGAAAUACCAAGUAUUAUCAUACCUUAGCUAUCGCGAAAAGAAGAAGGAAUAAAGUGGAAGCUUUGAGAAAUGAUAAUGGGGUUUGGGUUAAACAUGAAGCUGAGCUGAAAAUUUAA